AUGUCGUUCCGCCAGCGCGUUUGGGCGCGGCGGGAGUCGCUGGGCGGAAUGGUGCUCGCCGCUUCGUGCUGCGUGCUCGCGCUCAACCUCUCCGCGCAAAGGCGCGCGCUGGGGGAGGCGCAACGGGAGCUGGCGGACGCCCUUGCGGAGGCGCAUCUGCAGUCGGAUCUUCUGGAUGCGGAGAGGCGCGCGGCGGAAGCUGCGCGCAGGGCGGAGGCGGAGAUCCGCGGAGAGCUAAGGCGUCUGCGUGCGGAAAUGCGGAGAGAAGCGGGGAAGGCAGGAUGGGGGCUGGCGGAGAGGAUCAGGGCGUUGGCGGGGAAGGACGAGGGGGAAGGGGAAGCGGGGGAACAAGGCGAAGGGGAACGAGCGGUAGAGGGAGAGAAUGGGGAAGAGCGGAGAGAAAAGGGAGAAGGGGGAGACGGGGAGGAGACAGCAGCAGAUGAAGGGAAGCAGCAGCAGCAGCAGCAGCAGGCAGAGGCGGGAUUGAGUGGGAGGGAGGGGGAAGGUGGAAUAACGGGCAUUGAGCCUUCAGCAGGGCCCGCACGAGGCGGCGGCAGCGGCGGCACGUUUGGCGCGAAUCGCAUCGUGGUGCUGUUCACCGUGUCGCUGCUGCUCGUGGCGUCCGCUGCUGCUUCAUUCUUCGCCUUCUGUCCCGCCUCCUCUCGAUCCAUCGAUGAAACCAAGGGCCAACAGCAGGUCAACGGCGCCAGUGGAGGGGCAAGAGGAGAUGCAGGAGAUGGAUCAGGGGGAGGAAGAGCAGGAGGAGCAACAGCAGGGCCGGGGGACCAAGAGGAAAUGGAUGAGAAUCAGGCACCGGAAAAUUCCGGAAAAUGUCCUCCAUCUGAGACCAUAGUCAAGGUAAGCAUUGGUAGGGUAAGCAUUGGUAGGUUAAGAAUUGGUAUGGUAAGCAUUGGUAUGGUAAGCAUUGGUAGGGUAAGCAUUGGUAGGGUAAGCAUUGGUAGGGUAAGCAUUGGUAGGGUAAGCAUUGGUAGGGUAAGCAUUGGUAGGGUAAGCAUUGGUAGGGUAAGCAUUGGUAGGGUAAGCAUUGGUAGGGUAAGCAUUGGCAUGGUAAGCAUUGGUAUGGUAAGCAUUGGUAUGGUAAGCAUUGGUACGGUAAGCAUUGGUACGAUAAGCAUUGGUACGGUAAGCAUUGGUAGGGUAAGCAUUGGUACGGUAAGCAUUGGUACGGUAAGCAUUGGUACGGUAAGCAUUGGUAGGGUAAGCAUUGGUAGGGUAAGCAUUGGUAGGGUAAGCAUUGGUAGGGUAAGCAUUGGUAGGGUAAGCAUUGGUAGGGUAAACAUUGGUAGGGUAAGCAUUGGUAGGGUAAACAUUGGUAUGGUAAGCAUGGGUGAGCUUUCUUUCAUCAUGAUUCACCUCAGCCUGUGUUGCUUUGGUUCUCACUCCAUAUACGCAUGCUUCAAUCACUCUCUUUCCCGUCUCGCCCAUAACCCCCCGUCCUCCUGCAGCACAGCCUGUGGCACGCCAGUGGGCGGUAUUUUCACACUAUGGGCGUGGCGUCUUCCCCCUGUGUUUCAUGGAUCCAUGUUUCAAUUACUCCCUCUUGUGUCCCCCAUCACCCGCCCGCACCGCAACCCCUCUUCUCCCACUGCAGCACAGCCUGUGGCAUGCGAGCAGCCGCUACUUCCACUCCAUGGGCGUCUUCCCCCUCUGCUCAUGGACGCAUGCUUCAACUACUCGUCCCCCUCUUCUUUCCCCAAUUACCUCACAGUCUGUGGCAUGCCAGCGGCCGCUACUUUCACAGCAUGGGCGUUUUCCCCCUGUGCUCCAUGGACGCAUGCUUCAACUAUUCGCGCUGACCCCCUCUUGGACUUCCCCACUGCCACUACCCCGUCCUCCUACCACUGCCGCACAGCCUCUGGCAUGCCAGCGGCCGCUACUUUCACAGUAUGGGCGUUUUCCCCCUCUGCUCAUGGACGCAUGCUUCAACUACUCGCGCUGCCCUCCUCUUGUUUUCCCCAUUACCCAUAUGCUGCCCCCCACCCCGCCCCCUUCCUACUGCAGCACAGCCUGUGGCACGCCAGUGGCCGCUACUUCCAUUCAAUGGGCGUCUUCCCCCUGUGCUCCAUGGACGCAUGCUUCAACUACUCGCGCUGCCCCGCGGACCCCUCAAAGGAGCCGCUAGUCUACUCCUACUGGCCGGGCCAGCACUACUUCAAGAGGUUCAAUGAGAGCCGCUGGCACACGGACGAUCCUGCCAAGGCGUGUUUCUUCUUUGUGCAGAUGGCACGAGGCCAGCCGAAUGAGUUUACGGAUCUGGAGCACUGGGGGGAGAUCGGGGCCAACCACGUGCUUAUCAGUUUCUCAGACUCUUGGAGCGGUCCAUCCCCUUUUGGAGUCGCCUCGGCAAUGGUUAUGGUCACCAACGCACAGGCAACACUUAUGAGAACAGAUUUCGACACGUCCAUCCCGCUGCCCCAAAUGUGGAAAAACCCACCCGUUGGGCUCCGGAACCUGCCCGCCGGAUCUGCCCGGAAAUAUUUCCUGACCUUCCGAGGCACGCGCUACCUGGGGAAUUUGAAGGGUAAUUUCCGGAGUGCGCCGGAGUUCAAGGCGUUGCACAAUGGCAAGGAUGUGGUUGUGCUCACGAGAUGCGGUGGGUCCACCAACGCACGCAUUCUCGCGGAGGAACCUUCCUUGAAGCCCGAGUGCGACGAGGAUGCCAAGCUGUACACUCAGUACGACUUUAAUGACGUCAUGAACACCACCUUCACUCUUGCACCAGCUGGCAGACAAGGGUCCACCUAUAGGUUCCUGGAGGCCCUCACUGUGGGAGCCAUCCCAGUGGUGGUGGCGGACAACUGGCGGUUACCAUUCGAUGACAUCAUCUCGUGGCAUCACUGCCUGCUGCGCUUCCCCACCGACCAGAUGCACCGAAUCUUGCCCACUCUUCGAGCCAUGGAUGAGGCUGCCAUACAGCGCAGGCAGCAGGAGUGUCUACGGAUAUAUGACAUGCACCUCUCCUCCGAUGAGGCUCUUUUGGAAUCCGUAAUGCUCUCGCUAAAAGCACACAUGGGCGUUCGUUCGGAAGAAAAGCGCGCCAAAUCCCCCAAACCCUCGAAGAAAAAGGCGAAAACAGACUCGCCGUCGGUGAAGGCCACCAAAAAGUCGAAAUCCGCGGUUACAGCCGCAGACGGCGCGGCGAAGAGCUCGCUGCGCGCCGAUGACGACACGUGGAAGCAGCGCGCCUCGACCGACAAGGACCGCGCCGAUCGCUCCGGCGGCAGCGACGGCGACGCCGCAGACGGCGCUGAGCCGGCCGAUGCCGGCGCGGCCGGCACGGCCGGCACGGCAGGAGGGGGCGAGGCCGGCGCGGGUGAUGGCUAUGAGGAGGUGACGGGAUUGGUCCUUCGCAACGAGGAGUUUGAGGACGGCAACACGGGCGGCAGCGGCAGUGGCGGCGUGCGAUGCCUGCACGAAGUUGCGUACCCCAAGGGCUGGAAGCUUCCUACCAGCAAGGAAGCUGCGCGGAAGCCGCUGCCGGAGAAGCCCGCCAAGGAGUACCCGUUUAAGCUAGAUCCCUUUCAGGAAGAGGCCGUGCGGUGCUUGGAAGCUAACGAAUCCGUGCUGGUCUCUGCACAUACUUCCGCAGGCAAGACGGUGGUGGCAGAGUAUGCCAUAGCCAUGGCGAUGCGGGACAACCAGCGCGUCGUGUACACGUCGCCCAUCAAGGCGCUGAGCAACCAGAAGUUCCGCGAGAUGAGCCAGGAGUUUGGGGACGUGGGGCUCAUGACAGGGGAUGUCACCAUCGCUCCUAAUGCCACGUGCCUGGUUAUGACCACUGAAAUUCUCCGCAGCAUGCUGUAUCGGGGAUCUGAUUUCGUGCGCGAGGUGGGGUGGAUCAUAUUCGACGAGGUGCAUUACCUGAGGGACAAGGAGCGAGGGGUGGUGUGGGAGGAGAGCAUCGUCAUGGCUCCCAAAUCGUCCCGCUUCGUCUUCCUCUCUGCUACUGUUCCAAACGCGAGGGAAUUUUCUGAGUGGGUGGCAAAGGUGCACCAGCAACCGUGCCAUAUUGUAUACACGGACUAUCGCCCCACGCCCCUCCAGCACUACAUCUUCCCCGCAGGGGGCAUGGGGCUAUUCCUAGCCGUCGACGAGAAGGGCAAGUUCCGCGAAGCUUCCUUCCAGAAGGCCAUGAACGCAGUGGAAGGGGGGGAGGGUGGCGGAAAAGGGGAGGAGGGGGAGGACGGGGGGAAGAAAGGGGGGAAGUGGGGGAAGGGCAAGCGGGGGGCGGGAGGGGGGGGCCCGGGGGGAGCUGGAGGGGGAGGGGGGAAGAAGGGGGAGGAGAGCGAUAUAUACAAGAUAGUGAAGAUGAUAAUGCAGAGGCAGUAUGACCCGGUGAUUGUGUUCUCCUUCAGCCGCGCGGAUUGUGAGGCGCUGGCGCUGCAGAUGUCCCGAAUGGACCUGAACGAUGAGGAUGAGAAGACUCUCAUUGAUGGGAUUUUUAGAAACGCCAUUGACAGCCUGGCAGAAGAGGACAAGAAGCUGCCGCAGGUGAACAGCAUGCUGCCACUGCUGCGGAGAGGCAUCGGCAUUCACCACUCAGGGCUGCUGCCGCUGCUCAAGGAAGUGAUUGAAAUCCUCUUUCAAGAGGGGCUGCUCAAGUGUCUUUUUGCCACGGAGACAUUCAGCAUCGGCCUCAACAUGCCGGCUAAGACGGUCGUCUUCACCAACGUGCGCAAGUGGGAUGGCACCAAGUCCCGCUGGCUGUCAGGAGGGGAGUACAUUCAAAUGAGUGGGCGUGCAGGCAGGCGAGGCCUGGAUGAUCGCGGUAUCUGCAUUCUCAUGGUGGACUCGAGGAUGGAGCCUGCUGUGGCCAAGGGGAUGGUCAAGGGCUCUGCAGACCCUCUAGUGAGCGCCUUCCACCUGUCGUACAACUUCAUUCUGAACCAGCUGAGGAGCCCGGAGGUGGAGAUAGAGCAGACCAUCCGCAGCUCCUACCGCCAGUUUCAAUCAGACCGAGCGUUGCCAGCCCUGCAGGCGCGCCUACAAGCUCUUGAAUCCGAGCAUUCAGCGAUCAACAUCCCCGAGGAGUCAUCCAUCCUCGCUCUCCUCUCCCUCCGCCGCCAACUCUCCGCCCUCAGAGCUGAAUUCCGCUCCUUCCUCACCACCCCCCGCCACGCCCUCCCCUUCCUCUCCCCUGGAAGGGUUGUGCGGAUUCUGUGCCAGGGGGGAGGGGGAGGGGGAGGGGGAGGGGGAGGGGCGGGGGCAGCGGAGGGGGAAGGGGAAGGGGAAGGGGGAGGGGAAGGAGGGGAGGCGGGGGGGAUUGGGAAUGAGGAGGAUGUGACUGUAUGGGGCGUGGUGGUGAAUUUCAAGAAGAGGCAGCGGAGGCAGCAGCUGACGUGGCGUACGACGUGGACAUUCUCACACGAUGCCACGCAUCCCCUGUCUCUUUCACUCACCCUUCUUUGUUUCCAACGAGCAGAGGCAGCGGAGGCAGCAGCUGACGUGGCGUAUGACGUGGACAUUCUCACGCGGUGUGUGGAGGAAGGAAGUGCAGGGCGCAUGGGGCCGCCUGGGGGGCCCAGGAAGGUGGUGCGGCCGUGCAGACCAGGAGAGGAGGGGGGCGCUCCUCUUGUUGCCUCGUUCCCCCUGACCCAGGUAUGGCACCGCCGUCGUUGCUCCCUCGUGCUCUUUCAUGUGGCGUCCCUUCACCGCCGCCCAGGAGGUGUGUGUGCUGCAUCAGAGGUUAUUCUGAGUAACAAUGGAGGAGGGGAGUGUGGGGCGCAUGGGACCGCCUGGGGGGCCCAGGAAGGUGGUGCGGCCAUGCAGACCGGGGGAGGAAGGGGGAAGUCCUCUGGUUGCGUCGUUCCCUUUUACUCAGGUGUGUGUGCUGCAUCAGAGGUUAUUCUGAGUAACAAUGGAGGAGGGGAGUGUGGGGCGCAUGGGGCCGCCUGGGAGUGGCUGGAAGGUGGUGCGGCCGUGCAGGCCGGGACAGGAAGGGGCUCUCCUCUGGUCGCAUCAUUCCCUCUGACUCAGGUAUGUUGCGGCAUGGAUUCUUCUGAACUUGUCGUCUGGACGCAUAGGGCCGCCCAGGAGCGGCUGGAAGGUGGUGCGGCCGUGCAGGCCGGGACAGGAACGGGGCAGUCCUCUGGUGGCGUCGUUUCCUCUGACUCUGUGCGACUGUUUCUCACCAAGGAUCUGAAGCACAAGGAGCCAAGAAAGGCCGCCCUGAAGUACCCCUAUGCUUCCUGCUCCUGCUCUCCUUAUCCUCGUUAUAAUCAACCCUUCUUCCAGCUGGACGGCAUAAGUGCAGUGCGCCUGUUCCUCCCAAAGGAUCUGAAGCACAAGGAGCCAAGAGAGGCCGCCCUGAAGUCGCUGCAGCAGCUGCUGCUGAGAGCAGGGGCCGAUGGAGUGCAGAUGCUGGAUCCUGAAGAAGAUAUGGAGGUGAACAGCUCAGCCUAUCGCAAGGCGGUGAGAAGAGCCGAAGCACUCGAAGCGCUGAUCGCCUCUCAUGCGCUAGCCUCGGCGCCGGACCUGCAGGUUCGGAUCCGGGAGCUGGCUCGAAAGAGCAAGCUGAAGAUUGCACUCAAAGUGCUUAAAAAGGAGGUCAAGUCGGCUGGCGGGCUUAUAUUGAAAGACGAGCUUAAAGCGAGGAUGCGGGUCCUGCGGCGAUUGGAGUACAUUGAUGAAGACGAGAUCGUGCGUGUCAAGGGGCGAGUAGCCUGCGAAAUCUCCUCAGCAGAUGAACUGGUGGUUACAGAGCUGCUCUUCAGCGCAGCCCUCGCGGACCUUCCUCCCGAGACCGUGGCAGCGCUGCUGUCGUGCUGCGUGUGGCAGGAGAAGGGGGCAGGCGGAGCGAAAAGACCGAGGGAGAGCCUGCAGGGGCCGCUGGCUCAGCUGAGGGAGAUUGCAAGGCGGAUAGCUCGAGUGCAGGAGGAGUGUAAGAUUGCUCUCGACGUGGAGACGUACGUGGCAUCGUUCCGGCCGGACAUAAUGGAGGCGGUGUUUGGGUGGUGCCAUGGGGCCGCUUUUGCUGAUGUGCUCGCAGCUGCUGACACUUUUGAGGGGUCGCUGAUUCGCGCUAUGAGGCGGCUGGAAGAGCUGCUGCAGGAGAUCAUCGUGGCGAGUAAAACUAUCGGAGAAACAAGCCUUGCAGAAAAUAUCUCUGCAGCAAGUGAGAAGCUUAAGAGAGGCAUUGUGUUUGCAGCAUCUCUUUACCUAUGA
Closterium sp. Yama58-4 is the source of this 7185-nucleotide messenger RNA. The record is from the annotation of a GenBank genome assembly. Lineage: Eukaryota; Viridiplantae; Streptophyta; Zygnematophyceae; Desmidiales; Closteriaceae.